Messenger RNA from Alternaria alternata, 1266 nucleotides. RefSeq names its product NAD(P)-binding protein. The transcript has 2 exons. Gene Ontology annotation, molecular function: 3-beta-hydroxysteroid 3-dehydrogenase (NADP+) activity. Lineage: Eukaryota; Fungi; Ascomycota; Dothideomycetes; Pleosporales; Pleosporaceae. Gene Ontology annotation, cellular component: mitochondrial outer membrane; endoplasmic reticulum membrane; lipid droplet. Bases 137 to 1132 code for a protein of 331 amino acids. The record is from RefSeq and is a predicted model, not a curated record.
UGGACUAGUGUGCUCCACUCUUACGUUCUAUUCAUGCGUGAACGCGGCGCAGCCACAUCCUCUUAAUCUGUUCCACCGUCACUACCGCCGCUACCGACUCGCUAACAUACAGGACAUUUUCGAGUUUGCGCUCACCAUGUCUGGUACUAUUGUUCUCACCGGCGCUAAUGGCUCCGCAGCUCUCUGGACAGUUCGCUACUUGUUGCAGCAUCAUCCAGACAAACACCUCAUACUCACUGUUCGAGACACUUCCGAUGCAGAUGCGAAUACCAAUUUACUCCGCGAGGCACUCGCAGAAUAUCCAGACGCAAGUUCCUCCGUCCGCCCACUUGAUCUCUCAAACCUUACUGCCGUCCACGAGUUUGCGGAGAGGCUUGUCGAUGAGGUCUCCGGAGGAAAAGUACCGAAGCUAGAGAGCAUAAUUUCCAACGCCUUUUAUUGGAAUCUGGCAUCGGCUAUGCAGAUGACAGGCGAUGGCUAUGAGAAGACAUUUCAGGUCAACCACAUCGCCCACUCUGUUCUCGUUCUCCGCUUGCUCGGUAGCUUUGCUAAAGACGGUGGUCGUAUCGUUCUUUUUACUAGUGACACUCAUUGGCCUGGGAAAAGUGCUCUUGAAAAGAUAAAGCCAAGGAUACCUGCCAACUUGGACGAAUUAGCCAAGCCUCCCGCAGAUGAGCCAGAAGAUCACAUGGCCCACGGACAAAAUCGCUACGCUCUCUCGAAACUGGCUAUUCUGAUGUGGAUGUACGCGCUAAAUAGACACCUCCAAAAGAACACUCGAUUCUCAAACAUUACUGCUGUGGCUAUCAACCCUGGCAACUUGAGUGACUCUCGAGCACUGCGCGUGAAUACGCCUGCAAUGAUUCAGAUGAUGUCAAAGUACAUUAUUCGGCCGCUGCGUCCACUGCUUCGUUUUAUGGACCCCACCAUGCGCACCUCGAGCGAGGCCGGCACUGAUGUCGCCAAACUAGCGGUCAACGAGGCAUCUCCAGGCUAUCGUGGAUUUCUUACUCUACUGAAGGAAGACACUAGUUCUCCUGACAGCUUGAACGAGACGGUGCAGGAAGAAAUUUGGGCAAAGACAUUGGAGUGGACAGGCAUUUCGGCAGCAACUGCUGGUAUUUCUACCUGAAACGGAAGAUUGUUUGGAGGGAGAUUAGCCUCCUCCCCUGAUGUUGGUUAGGGGAAAACAAAUUCAGCUGCAAAUGAUGCGUAUAGAAGAUUCACGGGAUUGAUGUUUAGGUAGUGAGCGAAAUUGACGUACUU